AUAUAGAGGAAGAAUCACACCCCAGGUUGACAAAAGUGUCCCUGGCUUCCUGUUACGCCACCUGUUUCAUGUGGACAGUGGGAAUAAGAGAGAAGCGGGACUGUCAUAAGAUGGCUGUGUUCAGAAAAGAGCUCUGAUGAACUUCUGUCACUCACAGUCAUGGCAUUAAGUGACAUCCACGUGAAGUGAAAUCCUGUGCUUUGCAGCGGAGGCUGGAAAGGUUUUUCUAGAAAAAAGAAAAAAAACAACAACUGUAAAUUACCUCUUCGUCCAACAAACAGUACCCCCACUCCCUCCCCGAUGAGUUGAAUUUGGCACCAGCUUUUAUUCCAGCAUACUUUUGAUUGGAUCUGUUUCACAAUAAGCCUCGACGAUCUGCGUGCCGGCCAUGGUUUGGUGCCGCCAAUUGCAUUGAAGUGAAGGACGACAGGAGAGGUCAAAAAAGGUGAUCCAGACUGCAUCAGAUAAAUAAUGUGUCUCACCACACAUCUGAGAAUUUAAAAUUUUGUGUUUACUCCCUUCAACAUUAUGGUAUGUAAAUCUUUUUUUUUUAACCACAUAGGCUUUUGAAUAUCUUGUUCCCAGUCCUCUGGACAUCUUUAUAAUUUCUCGAGGAUCCUCUCCUCUGGUCGUUUCCUACCUGACCGUCUGCCAUUUUGCAUUAUCUCUCUCGGCCCAGUGAUACACCGUUUACUCCCCACUCCUCUCCACAUUCUUCUUCACCUAUCCAUACCAAUCUGAGGCUUCAUCCUGGCCGGCACUAUUCCAGCCAAGGGAGAGGAGGACUUCCUGACGCUGGCCGCCUCGCGGCUCAGCCGCAGGAAACGUGUCAUUGGCGCUGCUGUAGGUGUGGCAAUGGUUCUAAUACUGUUAGUGGCCAUUCCCCUGUUGGUCCACACAACCAAAGGGGGGAACACUGGAAAUUCAGGGAGCCAUUAUGAAAAGCUUGGAAGCUGCCGGAUGAUAUGUGAUCCCUACGCCACCUCUCAGCCAGGCCAGGAGCUGACAGCUGUCUCUCCACCACCCCAGGAUUACUCUGGGAAGAAGAUGAAGUCAGGGCUCCGUGGGCCUCCUGGGAUCCCCGGCCCUGCAGGGGCACGUGGCCCCCCUGGUGAUCCGGGCAAACCAGGUCCACAGGGGCCCCCGGGUCCAGGUCCUGGUGGCUAUUCGGCCUCACUCUACACUCCCAAAAUUGCCUUUUAUGCAGGGCUACGCAAGCAGCACGAGGGGAGUGAAAUACUGAAGUUUGACGAUGUGGUGACCAAUGUAGGCAACUACUAUGAGCCCAGCACCGGCAAGUUCACCUGCCCCCUACCUGGCAUCUACUUCUUCACCUACCAUGUUCUAAUGAGAGGUGGUGAUGGGACCAGCAUGUGGGCAGACCUGAGGAAGAACGGACUGGUAAGAGCCAGCGCCAUCGCUCAGGACGCUGAUCAGAAUUACGACUAUGCUUCCAACAGUGUGAUCCUGCACUUGGACGUGGGCGACGAGGUGUGUGUGCAGUUGGACGGAGGGAAGGUCCACGGAGGGAACACAAACAAGUACAGCACCUUCUCCGGCUUCCUCAUCUACCCAGACUGAAUCUAAUUGUUACUCACACAGGGAGAGGACUGGUUAGAAGAACAUCAAUGUACACAAAGACAUAUUCACACUUACACAGACAUGUAUGUAUGCAAUUCAAUGCAGAUACACACACAUGCAUGCACACACAGGCACAGGCGCGCACACACACACACACACACACACACACACACACACACACAUCCUGAGAUUCCAACAGACUACAAAGUGUGACUUGAGUGAAAAUCAAGAAAAGAUGAAUGGAAUUAAGUUGAAUUGUGUGAUGUUGAUCCAUUCACCAUGAUCAAUUGAAUUGAUUGACGGCCACCGUAUGCAACAUGAAUUUUCAGAAUAUGUACAGUAUAAGAGCACAUUAAAAUUGCAAGUUGUGACUCUGAAAUAUCUAAAAUAUUAUAAUGUGUUCCAUGUUGACUGACAUUGUGAUAACUAGAAUGUAACAAACACCAUCAGUGUGAUUGUUUUUAAUGCAAUAAGGGUAUUAAGGGUGUCGUCAAUCAAGCUGACAAAUGGAAAUAUAAUUCCAGUCUUUACCGAAGCAGUACUUCACUUAAAUGUCUCUGCUCUCCAUUUUAAUGACCUCUUAUCGAAUAGCCUGCCUAUAUUUUGCGACUGGUCUGCAAAAUACCCCUAAUAAAUCUUCCAAUCUGAAUAAACACAGAUGUUUGACAUACCUUUCCUGUUUCCACAAUGACACAGGACGCCACGUUAAGAUAAAACAAAACAUAUUGAUAUUACAAAUCAAAACAUCAAUUCACAUUUUGUGGAUGGCACUUGCGUGAUGAAGUUUAAAUUGCCAAGUGCAUUAUUGACAAUUGUGUGUGUGUGUGUGUGUGUGUGUGUGUGAAUGUAAUAUGUGUGUCAGUGGGUAUGAGUGGAUACAGGGGCACCAAAAAUGUGACAGCUGCAGUGUUUUACUUAUAAAUGUUGUACAAUAUAUUACAGACUGGUUGCUGUAAUUACACUGCCAUACCUAUACUUAGUAUUUUAUUUUUGAGAGACCCUGUGAAAGUACGAUCAUAUGUGUAAACACCGUAAUCUUGGGAUGGGCUGUCUGGUAUGUUGAACAGAUUGAGUAGACAAUAUUGCUAUUAAAAUAUCUAUACCUA
Scophthalmus maximus (turbot) is the source of this 2687-nucleotide messenger RNA. RefSeq names its product complement component 1, q subcomponent-like 4 (gene c1ql4a). The transcript is spliced from 2 exons. The record is from RefSeq and is a predicted model, not a curated record. Gene Ontology annotation, molecular function: protein binding. Bases 856 to 1581 code for a protein of 241 amino acids. Lineage: Eukaryota; Metazoa; Chordata; Actinopteri; Pleuronectiformes; Scophthalmidae.